Paramacrobiotus metropolitanus is the source of this 2733-nucleotide messenger RNA. RefSeq lists its product as uncharacterized. NCBI's taxonomy places the organism in Eukaryota, Metazoa, Tardigrada, Eutardigrada, Parachela, Macrobiotidae. The record is from RefSeq and is a predicted model, not a curated record. Bases 492 to 2450 code for a protein of 652 amino acids. The transcript has 9 exons.
CCGUACAUAUAGAUAGUUUCUGUCAGGUUUGGGCCGCUCUCUUCGGGGUGGCAGCCUCUGUCUUGCAAUGCAAGGAUUGCAAGCCUACCAGGCUAACAGUAACAGGAAACGUUCGCGGCUGAGGGCAGCAGUACGCGUAAACUAGAAGUGGAGAUUUGUUGUGAACUGAUUCUGAGCUACUGCAUCACUAACGAGUUGCGGUAAUUCCAUCGGAUCGCUAGCAAAUUUUUUUACUUUCUGAUCUGCGAAUUAGAAUUUGGUAUCUGUUCGUUAUGUUGUCUUCCUUCUACCGUGUUGAAGUUUCUCGUUGACCUGUUGUUAGAAUUCAGACAGAGUGCGGUUUCUCAUCUAAUUCGUGGCAAAUCUAUCUUGGGUGAUUGAUUCCUGAUCGAACGGCGUCUUUGGAGUUCGCGAUCCAAGCGAUUUAAUUGUGGAGCAACGGUGUGGGUGUGGACAUUUUGCCAUUUGUGAUUUGAGUUCUCUGUCACAUUAUGCUGAGCGCAAACUCUCCCGAGUUCGUCUGGUUUUCCGGAUUAGUGUUUACUCUACUUCCAGUUAUCGAUUGUGCUGGGACGAUGGGACGAGCGCUCGACAUGAUCGCGGCACCGCUGUCGGAUCGCACCGUCGCAUUGUACGGCAGCGCGACAUUCGUCUGCAAUGUGACAAAGAGCAGCAGCACAUACUGGAAGAAUAACAAAUUCUGUUCCAUUGACUUCAAACAGUGGACCAUUGCAAAGAAUCCCGAUCCACAGUGGAAUAUCACGUACCCGGGUUAUCCGCACGAUCACACCGGACUGCACACGCUGACCUUCAACAAAGUUAGGAUGGAUCAUGCCGGGAAGGUUUUCUGCUUGGCGAAACCACCUCGUGGCAGCACACCGAGUGAAGUGUGGGCUUGGCUGAAUGUUGUCAAUAACCAGAUCAAUCGGAAAGAAGUUUCGCCGGAGAAUGUGAGGAUCGUUGCGGGAAAUCCAGUCAAUUUGACAUGCUACAUCAAAGGCGAUAACUCUUUACCAUACGUAACCUGGUAUCACAACUCAGUGAAGAUGGACCAAGAAUACUGCGCCAAUAACCACUUUCAGCUGACGAACGAAACCGGCCGCAGUGUGCUUCUCUUCGAGGCUGUCGCCGCUGAUCAUCAGACGAACUUCACGUGUAAAGUCCUGAAUAGUACGGCAGGAACCGGGAAUGACGAUCAGUCUGUCAUUGUCGAAUUACCUCCCAUUCGGUUGAAUGUUAAAGCUCCGAGAAGGAAACCCUGGAUAGUCGGUGCGCAGAGGGGUAGCGUAACGAUGUUUGCGGGUGGCGGCGACAAAAUCCAGUGUACCACCCAUUCUGCGGUGGUUCCCCUACAAAUGACAUUCCAGAUGGCGAAGAGCUCCACCGGUCCAUACGAGUCUCUGGGACCUGGCAUCCUGGCGUUAACCGGUCCGCGCAGCGCAAACACGACAUUCUAUUUGAACGAUACUCUUGACCAUCGCUAUAACGGUCACUGGAUUAAGUGCCGACUGUGGGCGGAUGACGGCGGCAAAGCAGACGGCAAGGAAACUAGCGUCAAGUUGGACCUGCUGUUUGGUCCAACGAACGCACGAAUAGACGCCCCGGAUGUCAUGCUGCGCGAACACCUGCCUAAAGUGGUGUGCCACUCGGAUGAGAGCAAUCCCGGCGCCCACAUGUCGUGGAGCUUGGAGAAUGGUCAGCUCGUGGCUCCUCAGCGGCCCAUGGAACACCGAGGCAAAUACGGCGCCACGACCACCUCGGCGACGAUACAGAUUCGCGCCGACAGAAACGCCACCACGGUCACCGUCCACUGCCAAGCUCACAACCCGUUGGCCAACCGUACUGCCCGCGCUUCCCGCAUCAUCACCGUGUCGCCGGUACUGACUGCCGUUGAACCUGCUGACCAAGGGGAAACGACAUCGACGCGAGUCGGUCGACCGUUACAAACGAUCGUGCACGAUGGCCAGACGACGACUGGUUCCGUUCCGUUAAGCAGCGAAACCACAGCCGCGUCUAGUGCACUGUUGGCGGAAUCCAGCACGGCACGGGUCACCAGCGUGGUGGGUGCUGUUACACUGCAAUCUGUUCGAGUCCAGGGUGGCGUUGUCAGGGGGGUUACUGCUGCCCGACCGGCUGUGGAGGCGGUGAAGAAGGUGGCCAUACUGGCCAGUUCUCCGUACUUACCGGAGUGGCUAUUGAUUACCAUUGCCACCGUAUCCGUCGUUGUCGUUUUCUUCUCCGCAUGCUUUGUUACCAUGCUGGUCCUGGAGAAGACGUGUCCUAAUCGGCGUCGGCGCUUCGUGAACCAAGGCACACCAGCGCCUUCUUCCACUAUUAAUACAACCACAGCCAGCGGGCGGAAAGCGGCGAGAAACCAAAAACCGAAACUCGACACCGUGCCCUCCACCAUGCAACGCCGGUGUCUUCUGAGUCUGCAGUCGGCCUUUUGACUCUGUUUUCGCCGCUGCGGCCUUGAUGAUUCAGCAGCGUUACAUUCGCGCCAUGGAUAAUGAAAAUUCAGACAAAUUUGAGGCUGAUAAUGAUAAGAAAGUUUAAAUUUGAUGUUUGAUCUUUUAUCUUUCCAAACUUUGACGGUAACUUUGACGUCAACGCGCUUCAGCUGAUCCUAGCGUUUUUUACUGGAUAAUACUGUGGAUUAUGAGUACUACUUCAGUUCUUGCAAAUGUUAUUAUGUCCACUCCAAAAGCUUACUUCCAGACGUUUGGUACACGU